Messenger RNA from Heterobasidion irregulare TC 32-1, 543 nucleotides. RefSeq lists its product as uncharacterized. The record is from RefSeq and is a predicted model, not a curated record. The annotation marks the transcript as partial. NCBI's taxonomy places the organism in Eukaryota, Fungi, Basidiomycota, Agaricomycetes, Russulales, Bondarzewiaceae. The transcript has a single exon.
CUCGUCGAGCACGGCUACGACACCAUCGCCCCCGCCUACCUCGCCUGGUCCGCGCCCCGCCCGACCUCCACCCGCCUCGCCCACCUCACGAAGCUCCUCGCGCUCCUCCCCCCGGGCGCGCGCGUCCUCGAGCUCGGCUGCGGCGCCGGCGUGCCCAGCACCCAGGCCCUCGUCGCGCAUGGACUCGAUGUCACCGCCGUCGACAUCUCCGGCGCGCAGAUCGCCCUCGCGCACGCGCACGUCCCCCAAGCGACCCUCGUCCAUGCGGACAUGGCCGCGCUCUCCUUCGCGCCCGCUUCCUUCGACGCCGUCGUCGCCUUUUACUCCCUCUUCCACCUCCCGAGGGACGAGCAGGGGCCGAUGAUCGCGCGCAUCGCAGGGUGGCUCAAGGACGGCGGGCGGCUGCUGUUCAACCUCACCACGGACGUCGGCGAUCGGAUGAUGGAGGACUGGAUGGGGGUCAGGAUGUUCUGGAGCGGCUUGGGCGUCGACGGAAACAGAGACAUGCUCAAGAGGGAUGGCUGGGCCCUGACGAUCAUAGAA